AGAGAGUGUGUCACUGUGUCUAAGUGACAGGCAACGGGUGUGACAAACUGUGAGCUUGUGUGUCACCGGGUGUGUGGGUGCGCGUGUACUUAUGCAUGACAGUGACUGUCUGUAUGUGGGGAAGAGAACUGUGUCUAUGUGUGUGACUGUCUCUGCAGGUAUAACCAUGUGUUCUUGUGUGUGGGUUUGCGAGAGGCUGAGGAUCGACAGUGUAUGUGGGAUAGUGUAUGUAUGUGUGUGUGACUGUGUGUGACCUCCGCCGUCUCUGCGGAUACAACUGCAUUUGAGUUUGUGUGACAGCGUGACCAUGGCCUUGUGUGAUACUCAAUGUGUGUGUGUGAUUGUGUGACUACAUCUUCUUGCUAAUACAUCUGUGUAUAUGUAUGAGAUUAUUGGUGUAAUUGUGGCACUGUGUCUACGUAUGUGAUUGGUUGAGAAUUUGUAAUUGAAUGUGAGAUCAUGAGCUUGAUUGUACGGGACCUAGUGGGCGAUUGGGAGGCACAGAAAGAGUAAAAUGACUUGUCCAAGUUCUCAUAGUUAAUAAGUGACAGAACCAGGACUCAAACUCAAGCAGUUUAGCUUGAGGCUUCUGGCUUUUAAUUACUAAAUUCCCUUAAUAUUUCCCACGCUGUGGGAGUGGAAAAUGGGAGCCCUGGGUUCUGAGGGUGUAGGAGAGGAUGAUCUCUGGUCCUGGACUAGGAUCCUUUGGAAUGUGGCAAGUUAGUCUGGGCCUCUUCCUUCAGUCCCCUUAUGAUUCACAGGACCUGUUCUAAAGACAGUGUAGUGAGACCUAAAAUUGGUUGCUUCUGCGGAGGAAAGCCCAACCUGAAAGCCUAGUCUUCCCUUAAGCCAGACUUUCUUCUUCUUCAAAAGAGAAAACUAAAUAAGGAGGCAGGAAUGGCUGUUGGACUUUGUAAAGCCAUGUUCCAGGGAUUGGUGACAUUCAGAGAUGUGGCCCUGGACUUUUCCCAAGAAGAGUGGGAAUGGCUGAACACAUCACAGAAAGAUUUGUACAAAGAGGUCAUGUUGGAGAACUACAGGAACUUGGUAUGGCUUGGAAUCUCCAUAUCUAAGCCCAAUAUGAUAUCCUUACUGGAGCAAGGAAAAGAACCUUGGAUUGUGGAGAGGAAGCUGUCACGUGGUCACCGUGCAGACUGGGAGCCAUGGUGUGAAAUCAAGGAAUUAUCUCCAAAAUGCUUCAUUGAUGAUGAAGAAAUAUCCCAAGGGAUGGUAAUGGAAAGACCUAUAAGAAAUGACCUUGAAUGUUCCAGUUUCAGAGAAACCUGGAAAUGUGAGGGUGAAUUUGACCAUCAGGGAGAUCAGGAGAGACAUUUCAGGCAAGUGACAACUCUUAAGGAUAUCUCUACUGGGAAAAGAUAUAAUGAGUAUAAAAAUUCCGAGGGAAGCAUUUCCUUAAAGCCAUUAUUUUUAACACAACAGAGAUUACCCACAGUACAGCAAAUACAUAAAUUUGAUAUUUAUGAUAGAAUUUUCCCCCCAAAUUCACUCAUAAUUGACUGUAAAAGACUUCAUUCUGAGAAGGAACCUUUGGUAGGUAAUGAAUGUGAAGAAUUCAGCCAGAAUACACACUUUUGUAGGGCUAUAGGAAUUCCUUCUGGUGAGAAACCUUAUGGAGGGAAUACUUUUUCAAAUCUCUUGGGUUUCCAUUCAUGGCUUUCUCAACAUCACACUUCUCAUUUUGGAAAAUUAUCCCACGAAUAUGAUGAAUGUGGUGCUGCUUUCAGCUGUUACUCAUUGUUUACACAACCUCGGAGAAUUCACAGAGGAGAGAAAGCAUAUGCAUGCAAUGACUGUGGGAAGGCCUUUAGCCGUGACUUCUUCCUUAGUGCACGUCAGAGGAUUCGUCUUGGAGAGAAACCUUAUGAAUGUAAGGAAUGCAACAAAGCCUUCAGGCAGAGUGCACACCUUGCUCAACAUCAGCGAAUCCACACUGGAGAGAAGCCCUUUGCGUGCAAUGAAUGUGGGAAGGCGUUUAGUCGUUACGCCUUCCUCGUUGAACAUCAGAGGAUUCACACAGGAGAGAAACCAUAUGAAUGUAAGGAGUGCAACAAAGCCUUCAGACAGAGUGCACACCUCAGUCAGCAUCAGAGGAUUCACACUGGAGAGAAGCCCUACGAAUGCGAGCAAUGUGGAAAGGCCUUCAGCAGACGCAUAGCCCUGACUCUGCAUCAAAGAACUCACACUGGAGAGAAACCCUUCCAAUGCAGCGAAUGCGGAAAGACUUUCGGCUAUCGCUCACACCUUAACCAGCAUCAGAGAAUCCACACCGGAGAGAAGCCCUACGAGUGCAUUAAAUGUGGGAAGUUCUUUAGAACUGACUCCCAGCUUAAUCGACAUCAUCGAAUUCAUACUGGAGAGAAGCCAUUCGAAUGCAGUAAAUGUGGGAAAGCCUUCAGUGACGCCUUGGUUCUAAUUCACCACCGGAGAAGUCACGCAGGAGAGAAACCCUAUGAAUGUAGCAAAUGUGGCAAAGCCUUCAGCUGUGGCUCAUACCUCACUCAGCAUCAGAGAAUUCACACCGGAGAGAAACCCUAUGCGUGUGAUGAAUGUGGGAAAGCCUUCCACCAAAUCUUGUCCCUUAGGCUACACCAGAGAAUUCAUGCUGGAGAAAAACUCUAUACAUGUAAUGCAUGUGGGAAUAAUUUUAGUUGUGCCUCCGCUCUUAGAAGACAUCAGAGAAGUCAUAACAGAGAAACUCUCUGAUUAUAAUAGGUGUAGGAAAGAAAACAUGUAAGCAUCCCUCCGUUUUUAUUUAAUAUCAGUGAAUUAUUUUUGGUUAGUAAUUCUGUGAAUGUAGUACAUAUAGAAAAGCCUUCAGUUCAUAAGCAUCCAUUAUUUGGAAUACCCUGAGUGGGGGACAUCUGCUCUUUUCCCCUAUCUACACCAUCUGCAGUGCAUACAAUUCCAAUGGAACUUAAUCAGGGAAAGCAGUGGAUUGGUCAGACUGGCCAGUUAUUUCCCCCAACCUGGUGACUGAGAAGAGAUUGGCAAAUUAGCCCUUCUAGACCCAUAAAGCCCUUUGGGAGUACUGCUGUGGGUAGUAAGAGAGUUGUUUCCUAGAAUUGGAGGUUUUGAGGGUUCAGUAAAUCCAGUUGGCUUUUGCCACACCUUCCUAAAGAGAAAUUCAACUCGGAGGAAAAUGGACUUGAAAGACAGAAAUCUGAUAACAUUGAUCUUCCAGACCCAGUCAUGCUUAAUAUGUAUACCAUUCUUUACUUCCGCAUCUUUGUGAGCCAAUAAAUUUAUUUUUAUUUUGUGUAAUUUAAUUUAAAUUAGGUUUUUGCCUCUUGGAAUUAAAGUACCAACUCACCCUAUGUUUACUAUACCUGUAUGAUGGCCUUAAUCUUUUAUAUGACAUAUUUGGUUAUGCUGAGGAUAAACCUUAUAAUAAACAUAUGAAAGGUGAAUAUACAGCCUUCAUAAAACUGGGAGAAUUAUUAUAUUUUACUUGUUGAUAGAAAUUAAUGUUUAUUAAUCUAUUUCACAACAAGGAUAAAUAUUUUUUAAUUUAUCCAGUAAAAUUCCUUGAUAGGCUUUUCAUUAAGGAGUUGAAGUUGUUUUUCCAUGGCCUGUAAAGAGCGAAUGGAAAGCUAAGAGGAUAAUGAAUCCAUCAGUUUAAUGAGUGGUUCUUCAUCUUAAAGGGAUUAUUUGAUUUUCUUCUUUAAAUAUUGGCUUAAACAUACUGUGUAGGAGUACAUAAUAAGACAGGAUUAUAAAUGGGGUCUUUUGUGAAUUGGCUAGAAACAUAGUUAUGAAGUGUAUGGAUAAGUUCCUUGUAUUAGAGAUACCAGACAGACAUUGGUGGCAAACAGAAAGAAUGAGCCAUUUUCAAUAAAUGGUAAACAGUUGAUGACUGAAUGUUUUAGAUAAUACAUUAUUACCAUUAUUCACAGUAAUGGGGAAUGGGAGGGUGUGGAGCAAUAUAUUUCUAUGAGUGUUUUAUCUGAAUGGGUGUUGAGAGGUACACCUUGUUGAUAUGCAAACUUAGCCAUCUUAAACAGAAUCUUUGGCAUUGUCUGAGAGCAUUUAUGAAAGCAGAUCAGAGCAAAUAAAGAAUGAAGGAUUUAUAUCUAUGCAUAAAGCAAAAUAAUGAUUAAUUUCAUAACUUAUUAGUAAAUUUCUAUUUAGACCUAAUAAAGGUCUAAAAUUAUUUUUCUUAAAUAUUGACAGAUUCCUUUUAAACAAACUAAACUAUGACCGAUACUUCAAACUAUGAGUAAAAACUAAUGUAAUUAUUAUAAAACAUUACCAAACUUAUUUAGAUCUAAUAUAAUCUAAUAUAACAUGUUAAUAUCCAAAGCUUAAUUCAUGUCAUCAUUGUCUUAUUUCUCUGAGGUAUUGGAAUGCUUGUUCUAAUAAUUUCUGAGUAUUGAGUAAUAAUUUAUUUUGUUUUAAUUACCAAACUUUGCAAAUAUAUUUUAUUAAGAUUACAUACUUACCAGGCCUACAGGAAGAAUAAUAACUCAGACCAGUAAACAGUUUGAGUUAUUCAGUAAUUGAUUUUGAUCUAGAUAUUGUGUCUGAUUUCUUCCUCCAUGAUGACAUAAACCAAGACAACUGGUUGAUUCUCUGUAUUACCAAUCAAGCCUUUUUUUAACCCAUGUCUUUAGCAUAAGUAUAUUUUGCGGUCAUAUGUUUUUCCUCACAAUGAGGUACUAAAUUCUGUUUAUCUGAGACUAUAUAGCCUGUUGUCUUUUAGUGACACAUCAACCUGAUCUUGUAGCAUUAUUGAAAAUUAAUGCUUUUUUAGUAUCUGAUUGUUGUUGGGACCAUUUAGAGAUCUGUGUUUCUGUGUGUAUGUGUGUACAUGCAUCCAAAGAGGUGUAUUUAAUUUAAAAUUUUUGUAUUAUGUACCUCCUGUGUGCCAGACUUUGCCAGUGGAGACACAAACAAAAUAGACUAAACCAGAAAAAAAAAUCACUGCCUUCAUAGAGCUAAUUUCUAAUGAAGAAGACAGACUAUCAAAAAUAUGUAAAUAAGAUACAACAUGUAGGAGAGUAAAUUUUGAAGCAAAAAAAAAAAAAAAAAAAAACGUGAAGGAAGGGAUGGAGGAGCCAUGGAAGGCGUCUUUUGAAAUUGACAUUUGAGUAAAGGCCUGAGAGAGCUACGAUUAUCUAUACAUUGAUACUUCAUAUACACACUCACACAUUAAGGCAGGUUUUAUGCUUUUUGCAUCUACUGGAAAGGAAAUCUAUGUGUAUGUAUACAUCCAUAUACAUCCGAUGGAGGUCAUUUUAAGCAAACUCCUGUUUCCUUCAGCACUGCUCUGACACCUUUGCAAGUAUCCUAACUUUCUGGCAAUAAUAAAAUAUUUCAUUCUCA
Messenger RNA from Oryctolagus cuniculus (rabbit), 5343 nucleotides. The record is from RefSeq and is a predicted model, not a curated record. Lineage: Eukaryota; Metazoa; Chordata; Mammalia; Lagomorpha; Leporidae.